Messenger RNA from Trichoderma aggressivum f. europaeum, 255 nucleotides. RefSeq lists its product as uncharacterized. The record is from RefSeq and is a predicted model, not a curated record. The coding region runs from base 1 to 255 and encodes 84 amino acids. The transcript has a single exon. Lineage: Eukaryota; Fungi; Ascomycota; Sordariomycetes; Hypocreales; Hypocreaceae.
AUGCAUGCUCCUGCGUACUGCCCGGUCGUGUUGGGCGCAAAAGCUGAUGACCAAAGAGGUGUGUUUGUGGCGGUAAAGAACACCAUGAUCAUGGACUCCAUGCUCAUUGUCAUGUUGGAUGUUUCCAUGGACAUUGGGCCGGCUGUAGAAGAAGGCAUGGCCAUGGCGGAAGUAGCACCCAUUGCCAUAUCCAUUGACGAUGAUCCUGAGUCCAUGCCGAUGAUUGUGGUGUAUUUUGCACCGAGUCCCGCGUGA